Chanos chanos (milkfish) is the source of this 990-nucleotide messenger RNA. RefSeq names its product olfactory receptor 4D9-like. Gene Ontology annotation, molecular function: olfactory receptor activity; G protein-coupled receptor activity; odorant binding. Gene Ontology annotation, biological process: detection of chemical stimulus involved in sensory perception of smell; G protein-coupled receptor signaling pathway. The record is from RefSeq and is a predicted model, not a curated record. The coding region runs from base 1 to 990 and encodes 329 amino acids. NCBI's taxonomy places the organism in Eukaryota, Metazoa, Chordata, Actinopteri, Gonorynchiformes, Chanidae. Gene Ontology annotation, cellular component: membrane. The transcript has a single exon.
AUGGCUAACGCAACACUGGAUGUUCUGAAUGUAAAUUUUAUGCUGAACACACUAGAUUUAUCACUGACAAGCAGCUAUGUGACUUGUGCAGUAGGCAUUUUAAUUUACUCCUUCACACUAAUUUGUAAUUUGCUCUUACUGCUGAUUAUUAUAUGUAACAGAACUUUGCAUGAGCCAAUGUAUUAUUUACUGUUCAAUUUGUCACUGAACGAUUUAAUUGGUAUAAGUGCUGUGGUUCCCAAGGUUAUAUAUGACCUGAUGUUUCAGUCCAGUCUGAUCAGUUACCCAGCAUGUGUAAUACAGGCUUGGUGCCUACAUAUAUAUGGUGGUGCAACUCUUCUUAUUUUGUCAGUGAUGGCAUUUGAUCGCUUUAUUGCCAUAUGCCACCCUCUAAGGUAUCACUCACUUAUAUCUAAACGCACUGUUAAGUGGCUGAUUAUCUUAAUCUGGCUCACUGAUUUCGCUCUGGUAGGGGCUUUGUUUGGGCUUACUUUGCAUUUUCCUGUUUGUAGAACUCUCCUUGUAACUAUUUACUGUGACAAUGUGUCUCUGUUAAGACUGACCUGUGCCACAGACAUCACAGUGAACAAUAUCUAUGGACUGUUUAUAACAGGACUGUUCCAUGGCAUUGGCCUGUUUUCUGUGGUGUUCUCCUAUACACAGAUUUUGCUGGCAUGCUUCAAAGGCAAUGACUCCGACUCCAAGUCAAAAGCCUUGCAUACCUGUGCUACACAUUUGCUUGUAUUCCUCAUAUAUGAGUUAUCUGGUUUUGCAGUGGUUCUGGUGUAUAGAGCUCCUUACAGUCCUCCAAACUUGCAGAAAUUCAUGGGCAUGACAUUUGUUAUUUUUCCUCCAAGUCUAAAUCCUAUUAUAUAUGGAGUUAAAACAAGAGAGAUUAAAGUUAAAAUGAAACAAAGUUACAAAAAAAUUAUUCUCAGCUUAAAUGCCAAAAAUAUGUCUAAAACAAAAAAAACACUUUCCUCACAGUGA